Molecule: messenger RNA, 1561 nt
Organism: Lagopus leucura (white-tailed ptarmigan)
Lineage: Eukaryota; Metazoa; Chordata; Aves; Galliformes; Phasianidae
Product: tapasin-related protein-like
Exons: 8
Coding region: 43-1344 (433 amino acids)
Source: RefSeq, a predicted model, not a curated record
GAAAGCGAAAGGGAACGAAAGCGAAAGGACGGGCAGGGAGCGAUGGGCUGCGCAGCGUGGCUGGCGGCCGGCUGCCUUCUGAGCGCCGUAAUCACAAGGACCCCGAACAGCAUUGCUUCUGCAGAGCCGGGGCUCAGGAGGAGCCUGCAACUUCCCUGCGUAUUUGAAAUGAGAAAAACCAUUCCCCUGUCCAACGAAACAGAGAUCGUGCUGCUGAACGUCAGGCUGCUGCUGCCUGUGGCUGGAGCAGAAGGCGCUCAAAGGCUUCAGACAGAAAGCCUUCCUGCAGACAACCUGCCCUCGUUCAUUGUACAAGAGCCCUCGGUGAAUAUUCUGCAGCACACAGAUGAGGAUAUCAACAUGCUUGACUGCAGGAUCAGCUAUUACUUUACAGCCAACACUCAGAUCCUCUGGCCUGGGAGGGAGGUUCGAGCCCACAGCCUGGACACCUGGUUCACUUGCACCAUAAAGCACACAGCUGGGAAAUACACAGCUACAGCCUUCCUUGUGCAAGGCCAUGAGGACAGAGAGCACCAAACUCCAGGACAGCUUCACCAGGGCAUCGCAGAGCAGACACACGUGUCAGCGGUGCUGGCGGUCCGCGCGCGGCUGCCCCGGGUCCGUACGGAGCUGGGGAAGGACGCGGUGUUGGAUUGCGCCUUCGACGCCGACCCGCGGGCGGCCGUAGCCGUGCGAUGGGCGCUGCGGCAGAAGGGGCGGCCCGAGAGGCGCAUCACCACCUCCGGCGGCGGCCGCGCUGAGAUGUUCCCGCAGGAGCCCCGCGGUAACGCAUCCCUGCUGCUCCGGCGCGUGGAGCUCGGUGACGAGGGGACGUACAUCUGCGCGGUGCAGGCGGCAGCCCUCGUGCUGGAGCAGGCGGUCCUGCUGCAGAUAACAGAAAAGCCCACGGUGACCGUCAACGUGAACUCCCUAUCCCUGGUGGAAGGGGAGCAGCAGAAGUUGGUCUGUGACAUCCGCAACUACUACCCUGCGGACAUCCACGUGCAGUGGCUCCGUGAGCCACGGGGCGCCAGGCGGCUCCCCGACACCGUGCCCAACGUCCUCACCAGCAGCCACCGGCGCAGCAGCAACGGCACCUACAGCUUGUCCAGGUUCUUCCUGCUGACAGCGACCCUGCAUGAGGACGGCCACACCUACACGUGCCGCGUGGAGCACUCCAGCCUGCAGGCACCCAUCCGCAGGAGCGUCAGCGUGGCAGUGAGAGAAGCGACCUCCACCACCUGGCUGCUGCUGCUGCUGCUGCUGGGCCUCACUGGGUGCCUUGUGGCCGCACUCCAUCACCUCCACAAAGCGAGGAGCACAACUAAGCCCAAACCUUACUAGGCGCAGUGCUCCAGCAAGGAGCAGCCACGGCCCCACGAGCUUCAGGUGCCGUCGGCACUGCUGGAUGCCUCAGUGCAGGAGAGCAGGGGGCUGGGGCAGGCUGAAGGUGACAGCUGUUGCUGAAUGCCAGUGUGGAUGAAGCAAUCUUCCCAGUUACUGGCAAAGGGGGAAGCUGCAAGAAUUAUUUUUGUAAUAAAGAUUGAUUUAGAGAACCCAA